AUUACACUUUGAUGCCUUUUAUAGACAUUAGAAAAUAAAUGCCUUCUUUGGACUCACAAGAAAUCUAUGAACAAUACCUAUUCCCAAGACCUUCCUCGUAAUACAAAAUCAUCUCAAACACCGUGGCUAUUGCCUUUUGUGGAUUUUUUUAUGGGAUUGGCAAAGCUUUAUAAAAACAUUAAUCGAAAUUCAUUUAAUCCAACAAGUAUUGUUUUUAUGGAUUAUUGACUGGAUACACUCAUCAGUAAUUGAACGAAAUAGGCACUGGCAUACUAAUAAGAAACUUUGGAUUUGAUUAAUAUUGGCUAUCUAAUACAGCAGCAGGACUAAUUAACUGUGGAAUUAUUUACAGCGCUAUGCAAUUGAAAAACAGUGAGAAUGGACAAUUGAUUAAAGCCCAAAAGUUCGCAGGAGCAAUUUGUUUGAUAUCUAUGUUCUUGGAUCUGCUCAGUCAAGUGCAGAGGAAACUGAUUUUGGAAUAUUUUCAAAAUGGAAAGGAAGGAAAGAAAUACUGA
Messenger RNA from Paramecium octaurelia, 515 nucleotides. Lineage: Eukaryota; Ciliophora; Oligohymenophorea; Peniculida; Parameciidae. The record is from the annotation of a GenBank genome assembly.